AUGGAUGUUGAACAAGUGAAUAAUAUAUUUUGGAGACCCAUUUCCGAAAAUCUCGGGUCUUCAAGUUUGGAGUUGCUCAUGUGGCAGGCUGUCACUCGGAAAGUUGAAGUUUCAGAAUCUCUUGAGAACGAAAACGAAGAUGUGCGUUGGUUAACACGAGGCCAAUCGAAUUGGUCUGAUGAUCCUGGAAAUUCAAACAGUAUACCUCGGCAAUCUGGAGGUCGACAGACUCCAGGACCAUCUUCGCGAACUGUAAUUCACGAAGAAGAUUCAUCUCCCUCCUGCAAUGGAUUUAGGUUAGGCGUUUAUGGAUGGAGAAAACGGUGCCUCUACUCUCUAGUAGUAGGAUUAAUGAUCAUCGUCAUAUUAAACUUAGCUCUUACUCUUUGGCUACUAAAAGUCAUGGAAUUUAGUUUCGAGGGUAUCGGUUCCUUGAAAGUCGUUCCUGGUGGAAUCGAGUUGAGAGGUCAAGCUGCCAUUCUAGACGCCUUGAUAGCUUCAAGCGUAAGGUCGAGGAGAGGAAGAAACUUGGUCCUCGAGUCCUGGGGCAACUUCACAGCAUCCGCAAGGUCACACGACGGCCGUGUUCUCGCAAGAUUCACUCUCAACGAGGACAGAGUGGAUUGCGUGUCGAGAGGAUUUCGAAUAACUGACCCCCGAGGAGGACUUUUGUUUUCCGCGGAUAGAGAAAGAGUCGUCGUUGGAGCAGAAACGUUACGAGUAACAGGCGUUGGGGGUGCUAUUUUUAAAGGAAGUGUACAAACGCCUCUGGUCAGUGCAGAAUCUGGCCACAAUCUCAGGCUGGAAUCAGCAACGAGAUCGUUGAAAAUUGAUGCACCUCAAAGGGUUGUGCUAGAAUCGUUCGGAGGUGAAAUAUCAGUAACUUGCCUAUCGGACAUGCAACUACAAAGUAUAGAAGGUGCAAUAAGAUUCGAGUCAAAAUCUGUCUUCCUAAAGGGCCUGAAAACUGCUGUUCCUAUUCAGGGUUAUUCAUCGAGAGAACAACAACAACAAUAUUCGAGUCGAUCAUCAUCAUCAUCAUCCUCAUCCUCAUCAUCAUCAUCAUCAUCGCAUCAAAAUCAACGGGAAUCAACGAUCUACCAACUUUGUGCCUGUGCGAGUGGUAAACUUUUUCUCGCAAGUCCUGAGGGAGUUUGCCAGGCCGACAAAGCCGUCUGUUAAUAGUCAACUUAUAAAUUAAUUAUAUUCAUUAAUACUAAUUAAUUGAUGAAUUUUUUUUUUCAUAUAAAAAACAAAUUCAUUGUAAUUAAUUACUAUUAAUAAAAAAAAGAGCACUGACAGUUCAAGGCUGUGUGUCAUUUGAAAAAUGAUACCGAGGCCUUUAUUAAAAAGAAAAUUUCUUUUUUUAAGUUUUGGCUCUGAAAAAAAAUGUCUCGUUCAGAAAAUUUCUGUCUAAAGCGAAUUUUCUGAACGUUGCGAAAAUACCUCGUGUAUCUAUUAUGUAAGGGGUCCUAAUAAGAAAUUAGGUUUGAUAAAGAAAAAAAAAUAAAUCGAAACAACUUUUCAACACCCUUAAGAAUGUUAAAAUAAAUUUUUUUGAACGUAUGUAAAUGAAGUUUAUAAAAGCGAAUGUUUGUUAUUAGAGAGCUUGUGGUAGAAUUGUGAAAUAUAUAUAUAUAUAGAUAUAUAUAGUCCCGUGUAAUUCUGUCCCCGAAAAUGCGCAAAAAUAAUAUUCUUAGGGGUUUUUUUUUCAUUUUCUUUACAUUUUUCCAAAAAAAAUUAAAUUUCCAUUUUAGUAAAUUAUUAUUCUUUGUUGGGACACCUUACUGUACAUAUACGUAGCUGUGUGCAAUGUAUAUCUUGUAUAUCAAUAAAAAAAAUGUACGAUUAUCGUUGAACGUUAGAUUUUAA
Messenger RNA from Leptopilina boulardi, 1872 nucleotides. Its product is annotated as zeta-sarcoglycan-like. Gene Ontology annotation, cellular component: sarcolemma; sarcoglycan complex. Bases 1 to 1182 code for a protein of 393 amino acids. NCBI's taxonomy places the organism in Eukaryota, Metazoa, Arthropoda, Insecta, Hymenoptera, Figitidae. Gene Ontology annotation, biological process: heart contraction; cardiac muscle tissue development. The record is from RefSeq and is a predicted model, not a curated record. The transcript has 6 exons.